This is a messenger RNA of Entrophospora candida, 250 nucleotides long. The record is from the annotation of a GenBank genome assembly. Lineage: Eukaryota; Fungi; Glomeromycota; Glomeromycetes; Entrophosporales; Entrophosporaceae.
UAAUGAUUUAGAAAUUUUAGAAAAUAUUAAUGAUAAUUAUGUUAAUGACAAUGAAUUGAAAAAGUCCUUAGAUGAUGAUGAAAUAGUUCAAAUGGUUUUGGAUGAAGUAAACAAUGAAAAUAAUGAACCAAAAAUUAAUGUGACUAUUGUGAAUGCUUUGAAAGCAGUAGAUAUGUUGAUUGAAUAUUUUGAGCAUCAAAAUGAUUUAGAGUUUAAUGAGAAUGAUUAUAAAAAUUUAAAAAAAAUAUAA